Nothobranchius furzeri (turquoise killifish) is the source of this 788-nucleotide messenger RNA. RefSeq names its product calmodulin-like 4a (gene calml4a). Lineage: Eukaryota; Metazoa; Chordata; Actinopteri; Cyprinodontiformes; Nothobranchiidae. The record is from RefSeq and is a predicted model, not a curated record. Gene Ontology annotation, cellular component: myosin II complex. Gene Ontology annotation, molecular function: calcium ion binding.
AGUGUUGCCACAGUGACACGUAUUAAAUUACGUUGCCGUUUACUGGUGCUGGACUUUAGACAGGUGGAGCAGGUGAGUGUACAGAAAACACUCUUCUUCCUGGAACGACGCAUACCCACUUCAGACAUGGCUAAAUUCUUCACACCAGUUCAAAUCAAUGAGUGUAAAGAGUGCUUCUCCUUGUAUGACAAAAAGCAAAAAGGUAAAAUUGAUUCAAGGGAUCUGAUAACAGUUAUGCGCUGCCUGGGUACCAGCCCAACAUACAGCGAAGUGGAACGACAUCUACAGGUUCAUAAAAUCGAAAAGACGGGUGAGGUAGACUUCUCUACGUUCCUGACGAUGAUGCACAGACAGAAGCAGCAGGAGGAUCCCAAGAAUGAAAUCCUUGAGGCGUUUAGGAUGACAGACAAGCAGAAGAAAGGUUACAUCCAGGCGUCUGAGCUACGCACCAAACUCACCAUGUUAGGAGAGAAACUCACCAACAAAGAAGUGGAUGACCUCUUCAAAGAGGCAAACGUCAAGUCAAAUGGAAUAAUCAACUAUGAGGAGUUUACCCAGAUGGUGACCCUGCCACCAGUCGAUUACUGAUCAUCGAGGUUAAAUCCAAACACCUUCAAACCUCACAAGUGACCAAUGAAUACGGGACUUCACUGAACCUGUCUGCAGUGUGUCAAAGCUAUAGACCGAGGCGGACAGCCUAAUAUCAGAAUGUGAAGUAUUUGCUUGUUGAUUACCUUUAUUAUUUAAUAAAUGUAUACAUUAUUCAACGGUAUAAUGUGAUGAAAUCA